AAAAUCUAGUCUAGUGUAGUACAGAUGAGAGUCGGAGAAACAAGUAAAAUGCUGUUGCAAUAUUUAUAGGGUAUCUGAGUGAAGAGAAGGGGGAGGGCUGGAUGCAUGGUAAGGUGAUGAAGGGAGAAGACCACCCCCAUAUUGCGAAACAGUGAAAUAAAAGAGAGAAUAAUGAAGACAGCUAAGAAAGAGAGAAGCUACUGUGGAAGCUAUGAAGAUAGAAGCUAUAUAUGAUAAGGUUCACAGGUGGUAGAACUAUAGGGCGGCAUGCCAGUGGCAGGUGGGGGCUCUGAGGUUGAUCUCUCAAGGCAGGAGCAGAGGAAGGCCAGUGCCCUCAGCCCUGUGCCGGUGUGCCCUGCAAUUAUUGGGUUCCAAGAUGAAAAAGAUAGGGAAAAAAAACAGUACUUCUUUUAAAACUUCGAUGUAGGAAGGUUGGGGUCCUGGGGGAGUUCAUUUCCUGUCCUUUUCUGGGCUCUUCAUUUCUCCUUAAGCCUUGGUUUAAAGCUCAGUUGUCAAUUCUUGAGGCUGAUGAGUUUUAAUGCUUUACUUCCCAUACAUCGAGAAACUAUUCGGGUGGCUUAGGAGAAGGCCACGUAAUUCAUGGAUAUGGACAGUUUCCCAUUUUUUUUCUUUGAUAAACAGAAAGGAGUUUU
Molecule: messenger RNA, 653 nt
Organism: Rubroshorea leprosula
Lineage: Eukaryota; Viridiplantae; Streptophyta; Magnoliopsida; Malvales; Dipterocarpaceae
Source: the annotation of a GenBank genome assembly